AAAUUGUAUUCUAAAUUCCAAAUUGGCUAUAUCUAAUACUAUUCAAUUUUUAGGACCUAAUAUUUCUAAUAUUAUUGAUAUUAAAAAUCAUAUUUCAUGGGAUUUUGCUAAAAGUGUUUAA
Molecule: messenger RNA, 121 nt
Organism: Cetraspora pellucida
Lineage: Eukaryota; Fungi; Glomeromycota; Glomeromycetes; Diversisporales; Gigasporaceae
Source: the annotation of a GenBank genome assembly